Molecule: messenger RNA, 537 nt
Organism: Capsicum annuum
Lineage: Eukaryota; Viridiplantae; Streptophyta; Magnoliopsida; Solanales; Solanaceae
Source: the annotation of a RefSeq genome assembly
AUGAUAGUGGCAAAGAUUACCACCGUACGUGUCUUGCUCGCACUUGCAGCUAGCAAGUCUUGGAAGCUUUGGCAGAUAGAUGUGAAGAACGCCUUCUUGCGUGGAGAAUUGCAUCGAGAAAUAUACAUGGAGCAGCCACGAGGGUUUGAGAGUAAAGCUCACCCUGACUACGUCUGUAAGUUAAGAAAAGCUCUUUAUGGGUUAAAGCAAGCACCAAGAGCGUGGUAUGGCAAGAUAGCAGAGUUUCUAGUACAAAGUGGAUAUUUAGUGGCUCCAGGAGACUACGUAGAAGAAAUCCGUCAAACAAAACAAAAUUUAGCAGUCCGCUUCCGCUUGGAGAACUUAAGCAUUUUCUCGGCCUUGAGGUGGAUCGCACGAAGGAAGGCCUGUUCUUGUGCCAGCAAAAGUAUGCGAAAGACUUCAUACAGAAGUAUGGGAUGUAGGAGUGCAAGCCUAUCUCAACCCCAAUGGAGGAACAUGCCAAAUUGUGUGCAGCAGAAGGAAAAGAUUUGGAAGAUACCACUAUAUAUAGUAUAG